Balearica regulorum gibbericeps (East African grey crowned-crane) is the source of this 2041-nucleotide messenger RNA. Lineage: Eukaryota; Metazoa; Chordata; Aves; Gruiformes; Gruidae. The record is from RefSeq and is a predicted model, not a curated record.
CCUUACUGGCAGACCUGGAAUCUACCACCUCACAUAUCUCCAAACGACCGGUGUUUCUAACAGAAGAAACACCUUACUCCUAUCCAACUGGAAACCACACGUACCAGGAGAUUGCUGUGCCACCUCCAGUGCCGCCACCACCUUCCAAUGAGGCCCUGAAUGGCACUGUGAUUGACCCCUUAGAUCAGUGGCAACCCAACGUAUCCAGAUACGUCCACCAGCAACCUCAGUCCCAGUCUCCUAUAUACAGCUCUAGUGCCAAAAGCUCCAGUGCCUCUGUUUCUAGAGACGGGCUCAGCUCUCCUUCUCCCCGUGCCAGUGAAGAAGAACACGUCUACAGUUUCCCAAACAAGCAGAAGUCUGCAGAGCCAUCUCCCACAAUGACCAGCUCCUCUCUGGGCAGCAACCUCUCAGAACUGGACAGACUUCUUCUGGAACUCAAUGCUGUUCAACAUAAUCCCACCAGUGGCUUCCCAGCAGAUGAAGCCAGCAGAACCCCAUCGCUGCCCAGCAUGACUGGACCUCACUAUGUUAUCCCAGAGAGUAGCAGCUCUGUGGGAGGGAAGGCUGCACCCCCUACAAAAGAAAAGCCAAAACGAAAUGGUGCACGCGGGAUUGAAGAUGUGCGUCCCAGUGUGGAGAGCCUGCUGGAUGAGCUGGAGAGCUCUGUGCCAAGUCCAGUCCCUGCAAUCACUGUGAGCCAAGGUGAGGUGAGCAGCCCCCAGCGGGUCACUGCCAGUCAGCAGCAGACCCGUAUAUCUGCUUCUUCAGCUACACGAGAACUGGAUGAGCUGAUGGCAUCUCUCUCUGACUUUAAGUUCAUGGCACAGGGGAAAGCCGGGAGCAGCUCCCCUCCAUCCACAGCCUCCAAGCCUGGCAGUCAGCUGGACACCAUGCUGGGAAGUCUCCAGUCUGACCUGAACAAACUGGGUGUAGCUACAGUUGCCAAAGGUGUCUGUGGAGCCUGCAAGAAGCCUAUUGCAGGACAGGUAGUUACAGCCAUGGGGAAAACCUGGCACCCUGAGCACUUCGUCUGCACCCACUGCCAGGAGGAGAUCGGGUCACGGAACUUCUUUGAGCGGGAUGGUCAGCCCUACUGCGAGAAGGACUAUCACAACCUCUUCUCCCCUCGCUGCUACUACUGCAAUGGGCCGAUCCUUGAUAAAGUGGUGACAGCCUUGGACAGGACAUGGCACCCUGAACACUUCUUCUGUGCCCAAUGUGGAGCUUUCUUCGGACCUGAAGGAUUUCAUGAGAAGGAUGGCAAAGCCUAUUGCCGCAAGGACUACUUUGACAUGUUUGCUCCCAAGUGUGGAGGCUGUGCCCGGGCUAUCCUGGAAAACUACAUCUCUGCCUUGAACACCCUGUGGCACCCUGAAUGCUUUGUCUGUCGGGAAUGUUUCACACCAUUCAUCAAUGGCAGCUUCUUUGAGCAUGACGGGCAGCCCUACUGUGAGGUGCAUUACCACGAGCGUCGCGGCUCGCUCUGCUCCGGUUGCCAGAAGCCUAUCACAGGACGCUGCAUCACUGCUAUGGGCAAGAAAUUUCACCCCGAACACUUUGUCUGUGCCUUCUGCCUCAAGCAGCUCAACAAAGGAACCUUCAAGGAACAGAACGACAAGCCCUACUGCCAGAACUGCUUUCUCAAGCUCUUCUGUUAGAGGAUCAUAGAUGGGCGCUAAGCAUCUUUCUGCCACCCCCUUGGCAGUUCUGUCUCUCUGAACAUUACUGUGAUUUAGAAACCUUACCAGGCAGGGGAGGAGGGUGGGGUGGGGUGGGAGUGCUUUCUGCUGCUAUGGAGAGGCAGUAGAUCCAGAGACGGACCAUUAAACUGGAAAUGCCCUUGCUGUGUCUCAGUAGAGAGAGGCCGAGUCCCCUCAUUAUGGUGUGCGUGUCUGUGUGUGACUGACGCUGAGCUUAGCUCAAGGGCUCCAACAGGGAGGUUUUACUCAGCCCCGUCCUGGCAGGAGGAGCCUUUGCCAGUAGUUUCAGUGUCAGCUCCCUGAGCGAAUCGUGACACUUGCAGACAACGUGGCCCUCU